Echinops telfairi (small Madagascar hedgehog) is the source of this 192-nucleotide messenger RNA. RefSeq names its product serine peptidase inhibitor Kazal type 14 (putative) (gene SPINK14). Bases 1 to 192 code for a protein of 63 amino acids. Gene Ontology annotation, molecular function: protein binding. The transcript has 3 exons. NCBI's taxonomy places the organism in Eukaryota, Metazoa, Chordata, Mammalia, Afrosoricida, Tenrecidae. The record is from RefSeq and is a predicted model, not a curated record.
AUGCCCAACGUGAAAUGCCCUUAUAAGAAAGUAGACUUGAGUUGGUACACUGGCACAGCGAAUCCUUGUCCACAUGUACACCAACCCAUCUGCGGCACCGAUAUCAAAAGCUAUGACAAUCCCUGCAUCUUGUGUAUUGAGAGCUUGAAAUCAAAGGGAAAAAUUAAGUUUUCCCGCAAUGGAUACUGUUAG